UUUUAGAAUGAAGGCCAUUGACAACAUGGAAGAAUGUCGGGAAGUUUUUAUGCUAUUUGACAAAAAAGGCGACGGCAAGAUUGAUGCUGCACAGGUAUUCGAAGUUCUCCGUUCACUCGAUGAAAAUCCAAAAAACUCUGACGUCCAUCAAUGUCUUGCUAAAUUUGAUAAAACCGCCAGAAUUUCAUUUGAAAAUUUCUUGCCAGUACUCAGUCAUGUUCGCAAUAAUAAAAUCCCGUAUUCAAUGGAAGACUUUAUAAAAGGACUCUCACACUUUGAUAAGGAAGGCGAAGGAUUUAUUACGUCAGCUGAAUUGAGACAAGUGCUGACUACAAUGGGCGACAAACUCUCAGACGAGGAGUUUGACAAAUUGGUAGCCGGACAAGAAGAUAACGGAAAAAUUAAAAUCGAAACAUUUGUGAAAACAAUAAUGCAAUAACUCAUAAUUUUUCUUCGAUUCAUGAGGUUUUUUUUGAAUUUCAAUUGCACAUUUAGGUAUCAUUUGCUAUACUGUAUUUUGAUAAUUUUUUAUAAACAUUUUACUAGGAUGUGAUAUAGAUAAAAUGUCAUAUGUAUGUAA
Molecule: messenger RNA, 580 nt
Organism: Caenorhabditis elegans
Lineage: Eukaryota; Metazoa; Nematoda; Chromadorea; Rhabditida; Rhabditidae
Gene: mlc-6
Product: EF-hand domain-containing protein
Exons: 4
Coding region: 8-439 (143 amino acids)
Molecular function (GO): calcium ion binding
Source: RefSeq, marked reviewed